UACACACAACCCUUGGGCUUCGUGUUGCCUAGGCGACCAGCCAAAAAUCGACGUUUUUUCUUUACUGACUUGAGUUUUUCACAGCAUACCUCCAUAGAGUAAUACGUGUACAAAAAGCCUCCUUUUAUAUCGUAGUGAAGGUAGAAGAGUGCUUUCGAAUGUCAACAAACUCUAUAAGCGAAACGAAUUCAGCAAUUAUAGUGUCGUUUUCAUAGUUUUGUUUCAUUUUUCCUGAGUUUUUGGGUUUGUUUUACGUGGUCCGCCACUGAUGAGACAUCGAGCAUACUGCCACAAAGAUUGCAUAGAUAUUCCUUCAACUCUUUAGUACACAGAUUUAUUCUUUUUACAGGUUCUGGCUCCAAAAUGAAUCGUGAAGGGGUAGUUCAAAGAAGGACAGCUCGUGUUGGGACAGGAGGGGGAGGACCUGUUGAAAUAUCAUCAGGCACAUCCGAAGUUGAAGAUAGACGUACAAAUAAUGAGUUAGAUGAUAUGGAUGAUUUGGAUUCUAAGGAAACAAGAUUAACACUAAUGGAAGAAGUGUUAUUAUUGGGACUUAAAGAUAAAGAGGGCUACACAUCGUUCUGGAAUGACUGCAUAUCUAGUGGACUUCGUGGAUGCAUAUUAAUAGAGCUUGGUCUACGAGGCCGAGUGGAGCUGGAAAAAGGAGGAAUGAGGAAGCGGUCCCUGUUGGGGAGAAAAAUUCUCCUCAAGAAUGACUCACCUACAGGAGAUGUUCUCCUAGAUGAAGCCCUAAAGCAUGUAAAGGAAACUGAUCCUCCCGAGACUGUCCAGAAUUGGAUAGAGUAUUUAAGUGGUGAAACAUGGAAUCCCUUAAAACUGAGAUAUCAACUGAAAAAUGUUCGUGAACGCCUGGCGAAAAAUUUGGUGGAAAAGGGGGUGUUGACAACAGAAAAGCAGAAUUUUCUUCUCUUUGAUAUGACCACCCACCCGCUGACAGAUAACAUUAUGAAAACACGGCUCGUCAAAAAGGUGCAAGAAGCAGUUUUAUCAAAGUGGGUAAAUGAUGCUCAUCGAAUGGACAAACGUAUGCUAUCCCUCAUAUUCCUGGCUCAUGCAUCUGAUGUGUUGGAGAAUGCCUUUGCCCCCUUAAACGACGACGAUUACGAACUGGCUAUGAAACGGGUUCGUGAAUUACUCUACCUUGACCUGGACAAUGAAAGCGCAAAACCUGGAACCAAUGAGUUAAUGUGGGCUGUCUUUGCUUCCUUUACCAAAUAACGUUAUUAUUAUUACAAAUAUUGUAUUGCCACCCAUUCUUAUUCUACCCCUCCCAAAUCGUUUACUAUUGCCGCAGUUUCUAAUUUUUGGUCCACAUUUAACGUUUUUUUUUCCUUUUUUACGUUGGCUCUCGUUUAGAACGAGUGCACAAUAUCAAACUUCUCUUCUUCUUCUUUUUUUUUCAACACAAUACUGCUGGCUAUCUAAUGACCCACAUUUAUACGGCGAACAGGCUAGAUUUUGUUUUCAAUUCAUUCCUGCGCCUUCAGCCUCAAAUUCAGUUAUUAAUAACCCGUCUUUCCCAUUAGCCCUUUUCAAUCCAUUGUGUUCCUUUUAUUAUUAUUAUUAUUCUUUUUUUUUUUUACAGAUAUUUAGGAUAUUUCUUGGUUGUGUACUAUUUUUUUCCUUUUCGGGUGUGCGUUGGGAAGCCUCGAUUUUUCUAAAUCAUUUCCAAAAUUACCGAUCACGCUCACAGUGCACGAUUUCCUUCUUUAAUUAAGAUUUUUUUUUUCUUCAAAAGGUGAAAGGGAAAAUAUCCAUUUAACGAAACCGUUGUUAUACAUACUGGAACUCCCACAGUUAAUUUAAGGGGAGUAAAGUGAGGAAGAGGUAAGAGGAAACAGAUUUUGUGUUACAACUAUAGAAUAUCCCGUUUGGAUAUGUAUUGUAAAUAUACCUUCCAUCGGGAGCGCAGUGCGCCAUCUUCAAUAAUUCUAUAUGAAUAUGAAAUAAAACGAAAAGAAAAAAAAAAAAAAAGAAGCGCAAGAAGCAACAGUGAAUUGCGAAUUGCCUCCCAUCAAAAAUUAUUAUAUAGCUAACCACCUCCUUUAUUCAGCCAUGGUUAUAUUAGGUACUAUUUCUGGGGAGCAAGUGUAACCGUAUUAGCCGAUGGUUUUAAUUUCAUUAUGUGCGUGUUCACACUUUUGGCAGUUUGAAUAAAAAAAUCUGGAAUUCGAAUAAACAUGUGGAAUCUUU
Messenger RNA from Daphnia magna, 2214 nucleotides. RefSeq names its product Golgi phosphoprotein 3 homolog sauron (gene sau). The transcript is spliced from 5 exons. Gene Ontology annotation, cellular component: cytosol; trans-Golgi network; Golgi cisterna. Gene Ontology annotation, molecular function: phosphatidylinositol-4-phosphate binding. The record is from RefSeq and is a predicted model, not a curated record. Gene Ontology annotation, biological process: Golgi to plasma membrane protein transport; Golgi organization; retrograde vesicle-mediated transport, Golgi to endoplasmic reticulum. Bases 364 to 1239 code for a protein of 291 amino acids. NCBI's taxonomy places the organism in Eukaryota, Metazoa, Arthropoda, Branchiopoda, Diplostraca, Daphniidae.